Dibothriocephalus latus is the source of this 189-nucleotide messenger RNA. NCBI's taxonomy places the organism in Eukaryota, Metazoa, Platyhelminthes, Cestoda, Diphyllobothriidea, Diphyllobothriidae. The record is from the annotation of a GenBank genome assembly.
UGUACCCGCAUCCGCAUUGCCGCCUAUCAUCCGGCUGCCAAUGGAAUGGUCAAGAGGUUUAAUCGCCAGCUGAAGGUCUUCCUCCGCGCCGCUGGUGAUCCGGAAGAUUGGACGGACCACAUCCCUCUGGUCAUCUUUGUAAGGAUAUUAGCCGAACCAAACGCUACCAACGUUUGGAGGCUUUCCUAA